This is a messenger RNA of Didymodactylos carnosus, 563 nucleotides long. Lineage: Eukaryota; Metazoa; Rotifera; Eurotatoria; Philodinida; Philodinidae. The record is from the annotation of a GenBank genome assembly.
AUGAAAUUCACAAUUCUAUCAAAUUCUUAUUUCGAUCCAAAUCAAACUUCACUACUCGCAACUAAACAAACAUUGUUUAUACGUGAAUCACUGCAUAUUGGCUGUUCUCGAAUAUGCCUCAGUACAGCUACUUCAUGUCAAAUAGCAGUCUACAAUGGAACAGACCGAACCUGUUCAAUUUACAAUACGCGAGUGGGUAUUCAACGAGCAUGGUCUAGUCAUACAACAUUCAUUGUCAAUGAAACUAGUGAACCACUAGUAGCUCCAGUACAACCACCUGAUCCGAAAUGGACAAAUGUAGGCAAUAUGUCUGUUCAGCGUAUGUACCACUCAGCAACACUGCUCAGUUCGGGUCGAGUAUUGAUUGCUGGUGGAUAUAAUGGUACUGCAAUACUUUCUUCAUGUGAACUUUACAUUCCGGAAAGCGGAACUUGGAUCAUGACCGGAUCGAUGCCUUCUGUACGCGCGCGUCACACAGCUACAAUUCUAUCGACCAACAGUUCUAUUACCGAUCUUGUUUUUGCUGUUGGUGGAGUAUCAACCACUGGAAACACUCCUCUAUC